Messenger RNA from Sclerotinia trifoliorum, 1810 nucleotides. Lineage: Eukaryota; Fungi; Ascomycota; Leotiomycetes; Helotiales; Sclerotiniaceae. The record is from the annotation of a GenBank genome assembly.
GCUGAGGUAGCUCGAGGCUACUUAAUUCUGUCUAAUUUCCAUGUGGCUUUCUUACCUAUCAGAUUAUUUUUGGAUAUUGGUAUUCACACGAAAACAUCUCCCUUUCCAACCUGCGGACAUAUCUUGUACGCAUCUGCUCCAAUUCGAUUCUUUGCAACUCACUUCAGUCACUCAUUAGAAGCUUAGGAUAUCAGAUGCAGUGUUCUAGUAGGCGAUAACAAUGGAUGGAGACCCGGCUGUUGAAAAUGAGCUCGACUCUUUUAGUCGUACUCUUCCUCUGCCCUACAGGGUUGCAUUGAUCAUUGUGUUAGGUAUAUGACAUUACUCUUCUGACCUAGGUUUGAAGGUGACUCACUAAUAUGCUAACAGGAGUAUGGGCUUGGGGCACAAAUCUUCAUUAUCUUUCAAUUGUUAAAAUUGUAAGUCGUUAUUCUCCUCGAGCGCGCAUCAGUCUAACACAUGCGCCUACCAGAAUGUCCCUUCACUCAUCCAAUAUCCACAACGAGCUUCUGCGCGAACUGAUCCUCCGCACCAUUUAUCUGCCUAUCGACUUGCUACAUAUCUCACAAUCCCUCUUGUUCUUUCGAUUCUCCUCUUCUGGACUCUCUCCCAUCGCGAUCCAGCUCUAGUAAUCUACUAUGACUUUCUCCCGAUAUCUUACAUAUGCCUCCUAUUUUUUGCUUUCUUCCUUCCCUUGCGCCGCGCAUCCUACUCCGGCCGUCUCCAUUUUCUCUCCGCCCUCAGGCGUGUCUCAAUUGGAGGAAUCGCUCUUCCCAAUGAAGGGAAAUUUGGCGAUAUCCUCCUGGCUGAUGUUCUCACUUCCUAUGCGAAGAUUAUAGCCGAUCUUUUCGUCUCCUUCUGCAUGUUCCUCACCCCUUCUGGUAGCGCAACAUCUCGACCUGAUCGUGGCUGUGGUGGACAAUAUCUCGUCCCUAUCAUGAUUGCGAUACCCUCGCUUAUACGUUUUCGGCAAUGCAUAACUGAAUAUCUACGAGUUAGAAAUUCACGUUCAACAUCCUCUGGAUGGGGCGGUCAACACUUAGCCAAUGCGCUCAAGUAUUCCACAGCAUUCCCUGUGAUAAUAUUUUCCGCUAUGCAGCGAAACCUGUCGAUCAACGAAACAUCAAUAAAUAUUACUACAACAACGCUCUAUCGACUCUGGCUCGUGAGCGUUUUCAUCAACUCUAUGUACUCCUUCUGGUGGGACAUAACCAAAGAUUGGGACCUUACCCUCCUCACCUUUUCAUCAAGAAAUAAAUCUUCCUACCCCCUUCGACCCCGUCUAUAUCUCCCUUCUCAAGAACUCUACUACAUCGCCAUCCUCAUUGACUUCCUCCUCCGUUUCACAUGGUCCCUCAAACUCUCUCCUCAUCUCGACCAUUUUGCCGAUUUCGAAAGCGGCAUUUUCUUAUUAGAGGUAUUGGAGGUGGCCCGGAGAUGGAUGUGGAUAUUCUUGAGGGUGGAGACAGAAUGGGGAAGAGAAAAGGAAAAGAGUAAUGCAAAUGGUUUGCUAGGGGGGCCAGGAGUCGGCGAUGUUUUAUUGGCGGAUUAUAGAGACGAGGAGGAUUUUAGCGAUUAAACUUGGGGAGUUUUGCGUAGGAGUAAUAUAUUGACUUGAUUCUACCAUGUAAUAAGAGCGGACAGCAAGAGUAAAGUCCGAAUUUCGGAUGAAGGGUUGAUACCUGGUGCUCGAAUCUGAUGAAUGUAGGAUAGCUAGCUACUUGUAGGAAACGUGCAAUAUUGGAUUCGUGAACACACAAUAUAUCACUCAUAGAAUAACCAUCACACCCAUGGAAGAUUGAGUGACUCA